AUGACGGACUGGUGGCGGAAGGAGCAAGCCACAUUCCAGAAUUUUGGCUUUGCUAGCAUAGCCUUAGGAGCUGCUUCUGAAAGACCCAGAACAUUGAUCAACAUCAAGAACCUGGCACUGAGGGAUGACAAUCUGAAACCAACUGGGGUGCGAGUUGGAAUAAUAGAGUGCCGGCAGCUGCAAGAAAACAACAUCAAGCCAGUGGUCAAAGUCUCUAUUGGGGAUUACGUGUUCAGGACGAGAAUUAAAUUUGGGAUCAGCCCCUACUACAAUGAGGUUGGUAUUCUGACAUUCGUUCAGACUUUUGAUGAGAGACCUAUGCAACUAUUUGAGCAGUUCAUUGACAUCCAGGUGCUGAACUCCAAGGCAAUACGGGCCGAUUCCCUCAUUGGGGUCUUCAGGAUUGAGAUCGGGCUUGUGUAUGAAUCUCCAGGUCAUGCUCUGAUGGGCAAAUGGCUGAGCCUCUAUGACCCAGCUAAUCUCAAUGCCGGACUAAGGGGCUAUGUGAAAGUUAACCUCUGUGUCCUUGGAGCUGGAGAUCAGGCGCCGAGGGCCACCAGCAUAUGGGUCACAGGUUUAUGUUGCGCCUUUCUCUUCUCCAAGGAUGCAGCCCAUUUGCCAGACAGUGGCGAUUUGGAAGCCAACCUCCUGCAGGCAGCAGUAAUGCCAGCAGUACGCAGAGCCAUGCUCCAGCUCUUUGUAUACCGAGCAGAAGAUUUGUCUCCAAUGCAGAGCAACAUGGAUGUUGAUCCCACUGGCGGUUCAGUUGACCCUUCUCUGGAAGUUGAUUUUGCAGGGAAACUGCUAAAGACCAGAGUUGUGCUCAGAGACGCCAACCCUGUGUGGAACCAGCUGAUGUUCUUUCCUAUGCAGAUGCCUUCCAUGUGUGAUCUAAUCAAAUUCAGUGCUCUUGAUGGGGAACAAAAUGAAGAUAGCAGUGUUCUGGGGACGGCAUUUCUCAGCCUUUCCCAGAUCUCUUCAGCUGGGAAUGACAUGGGAAAGAAUUUCCCAGGCUUCCUGCCGUGCUUCGGGCCAAGCUUUGUGACCCUCUACAGGACGCCACCAGAGCUCAUGAAUGAAGAGGACAAUUUAGAGAAUGUUGGGAGUAAGGAAGGGAUAAUUUACCGGGGAAGAGUCCUAGUGGAGCUGAUUACCUACAUGGAUCCGGACCCCGUUCAAAGAAUAGAAGCUGUUCCUGAACAAUAUAUUACAAGAAUGGAGCGCUAUUUGCCUCAAAUCCGGUAUGGGUUAUGUGUCAUCUUUUAUUCAGCUACUAUGUUGGCUGAUAUCAAGGAACAGAUCCAGUUUGAGGUCAGCAUUGGGAACUACGGCAACAAAUUUGAUGGGACUUGCAAACCUUCUGCCUCAACCACUCAGUACAGCCAUGCUGUGUAUGAUGGUAACCACUACUACUACUUGCCAUGGUAUGACACAAAGCCCAUGGUUGCCAUCACCUCAUUCUGGGAGAACAUUAGCUACCGAAUCGCCAGUAUGAACGCCAUGCUAUUCAUUCACAACAGGCUGAAGAAGAACCUGGACAUUCUUAAAGCCAUCAGCUCUCCCAAAGACCCAGUUGUGGGUGCUGUUUGGAAAAUGCUCCAGAAAGAACUGGUGGAAGACUGCAAGAGACCUCUUCCUGGCUGGGAAGCCCCAACAGUCCCUACCAUGCUGGAUCUGCAGCUGAGGAAGCUGCGCAGCCAACUCCUCCUGAAAACCAGCAAGGCAGCAGAGAAGACAAGUUGGAAGACACCCCUGCAGAAACUGAUUGCCAAAGCAGAGAUCUGGCUGAACAGGAUCGCUUCAGUCGCUUCCGAGGCCCAGAUCAGCAUGCCGGAUGUCAUGAUCUGGAUGCUGUGUGAUGACAAGCGGGUGGCUCACACCCGGGUCAGGUCUCAUACAAUCAUGUUCUCCAAAGCUGGUCCCCAUGCCAGGGGCAGGAUGUGUGGCAAAACCCAGACCAUCUUCCUGCAGAGUGCACAAAACAAAGGGAAGGAGGCUCCCAUUCCUGUUGUGCUGCGGGUGCGAAUGUGGCUUGGAGAGCUGGCUGAUAGUGCAGAGUUCUUGAAAUGUUGUGAAGGGAGAAUCCUUAUCUACGCUGAGACGUAUGAAAAUCAAAAGAAGACCCACGGAAUAUGGGGGACCAGGGACCUGAUGCAGCACCCCGCCUUUUCAGAUGUCACUGGGAAGGUCAGCCUUCCCAAAGAAAAGUUCCAACCGCCUGUGGGAUGGCAGUGGGAUGGCGAGUGGGUCGUGGAGCCCCAGAGAAGGCUCUUGCUGGACAAAGAGACAAACCACACCGAAGUGCUAGAGGAAGUGUAUGAGAACCAGAUCCGGCAACCUGGGCGUCGAUGGAGACCGGCCCCAGUCCCCUAUAGCAAUGCUAGUGGUUCCCCUGCCCCUCCAAAGGAAGAGAUUUUGUGCCCCCAAGGCUGGCUCUUUGUGGAAGACUGGAAAGUGGAGGAGAAUCGUGCUGUGGACGAUGCUGGUUGGGAGUAUGGCGUUGCUCUCCCGCCCGCUGAGUUCCCCCGUUCUUGGAAUGCAGCCGAGAAGACCUACCACACCCACCGCCGGCGGCGCUGGCUCAGGAAACGCUGCCGGAACCUGGCCAGCGAGAACCAAGAAGGAAAAAUGGCCGCCUUCCUUCGGCUGCACUCAGAGUUAAGGCUGAAAGAAGAGACUUGGGAAUAUGCUCCACUCCAUGGCUGGAGGUUCCACCUGCAGCGGCAUCCCAGCGACAUCUUUCGCCGGCGAUGCUGGCACAGGAAGCUCAUCCCGAUGUCGCCCAGCGGUGUGACCUCCAUUUUUCUCUUGGAGGGUUCACUGUUGCGCUGCUACAUCUACCAAGCAAGAGACCUAGUUGGAACUAGUGCUAAGAGUUCUGCAGAUCCUUUGGCCCACAUUUCCUUCCUUCACAUGAGCCAACAUACCCAGACCAUCUCUGGCACGCUGCACCCCUGCUGGGACCAGACCCUUAUCUUUGAAAACAUCUUGAUCUAUGGAGACCCUCGAGCAACUGAGCAAGAUCCACCUGUGGUGGCCUUGGAGGUCUUUGACUUUGACGCAAGCGGCCACUCCCAUUAUUUCAUGGGAAGGAGCUUGUGCAUCCCAAGUGUGCACCUGGAUCUCAGCUCACGAAGACUACCCCGCCUCCAGAAGUAUACAAUCAUCAAAGAACAGGAGGAUUCCGGACAGCUCCUGGCUGCUUUUGAGCUUCUGCUGGACAAGAAGGAACACAAGAAGCAUGAAAAGGGUGGGGGAGAGGUUGACUUCAUUGCAGACAUUGUCUCCAAUUGCUUGAGAAAACUCCUGAAGAGGAGGGAACUUAGAUGGCUAAAAUGUCAUUCAUCACUGGCUAAAAAAAGAAAAGUAGAUCUCUGUUCAGCAGAGCUCUUCAUCUUCUCUCCCCAGGAUGGAUCCUUAGGAAAGCUUCCACCGCCUGCAUGGAAGGAUGGGACAUACAUAAUCCCUAAAGGAAUCCGGCCCAUCUUAAGGCUGAUGGCCAUUGAGAUCCUGGCUUGGGGCCUGCGGGACAUGAAGACCUACAAUCUGCUGGCCGUCAGCAACCCGAGUCUCAUCAUAGAGUGUGGAGGAGAAACACUUCAGACGCCAGUCAUCAGGAAUCUCCAAGAGCACUCCAAUUUUCCAAUCAAUAUCUAUCUCAUGAAAGUGUACCUGCCUGUGGAUGAAGAUUAUGCACUUCCCAUCGAACUGAAGGUGAUAGACCACAGAGAGUUUGGAUUUAAGCCUGUGGUGGGCCAAGCGACUGUGAGAUCCAUGAGCCAGUACUACUGUGACCCCUGGGAAGAAAGGAAGGCCCAUAAUCUCCCUGUCAGAGCCAUUGCCAAGACAAAGAGAAAGAAGGAGCUGGGCAAAGCCUACAAGGCCUGGUUCUGGAAAAGGCCCUUUAGGAAAGAAGAGAAGGAGAUGGAAGAAGAGGAAGAGGAGGUCGACUGGUGGAGCAAGUACUACGUGACUAUGGGAGAUCUGUCAAAGAGUGGACAUUACCUGGAGAAGGGCUUUGAUAGUUUGAAGAUGUAUAGCUGUGAACUGGAAGAAGUGCCUGAAUUCCAUGGCCUACAGGAUUUCUGCCAGACCUUUCAGCUGCACCGAGGGCUGGUGAAAGAUGACGACCCCAGAGUGGGGGGUCAGUUCAAGGGACUUUUCCGGAUCUAUCCUUUACCAGAAGAUCCCAAUGUCCCACCCCCUCCACGCCAAUUCCAGGAACUUCCUGACAACGUCUGCGAGUCAUGUCUGGUCCGGAUUUACAUCAUCCGAGCCUUUAACCUAGAGCCAAAGGACAGCAAUGGUCUGUGUGACCCCUAUGUCAAAAUCAAGGUAGGGAAGAAAAAGGUUGGAGAGAGGGAGGAGUAUAUUCCCAACACUCUGGAGCCCGUCUUUGGGAGGAUGUUUGAGAUUAUGUGCAACAUCCCAACAGAAAAGGAAUUGAAGAUCUCAUUCUAUGACUUUGACAUGUUUUCCCCUGAUGAUGUAAUUGGAGACACCACCAUUGACCUGGAGGACCGGAUCCUGUCCCGCUAUGGAGCCAACUGUGGCCUUCCACAGUCCUACUGCGUAUGUGGCCCCACCCAGUGGCGAGACCAGCUUCUUCCAAGCCAGCUCUUGGAGAAUUAUGCUCGGACCAAGAACAUACCUCAGCCGGAUAUAAGUGAAGAUGGCAGCAGAGCCACUUUCCGAAGCAAGAUUUAUGAGCUGUCUGACUUUGAGACUAAACUACCUUCACAUGGCUUCCUGGGGCCUCCAAAAGAGCGCAUGGCUCUCCAUCUCCUCCACACCUGUGGGCUGGUGCCUGAACACGUGGAGACUCGUGGCAUCUACAGCGCUACCAAUCCUGGGAUCCAGCAGGGGAAAGUGCAGAUGUGGGUCGACAUCUUCCCAGAAAACAUAGGUGAGCCAGGACCUCCUUUUGACAUCACCCCAAGGAAGCCCAAGAAGCACGAACUUCGCUGCAUCAUCUGGAACACCAAAGAUGUGGAUCUGGAAGACACCAACAUUUUUGGAGACAGGAUGAGUGACAUCUAUGUGAAAGGGUGGAUGGAUGGCCUGGAGGAGGACAAGCAGAAGACAGAUAUCCAUUAUAGGUCCCUGACAGGAGAAGGCAACUUCAACUGGCGCUUUGUGUUUACCUUGGAGUACCUGCCCAUGGAGCAGGUCUGCGUUCUCACCAAGAAGCAACAUUUCUGGAGCCUUGACGAGACCAUGCAGAAAGUGCCCCCCAAGCUCAUCAUCCAGAUCUGGGACAAUGACAAGUUCUCAGCUGACGACUUUAUAGGAAUCCUGGAGCUGAACCUGAACUGCAUGCCUCAACCCGCCAAGCGUCCCCGCGACUGCACUGUGAAGAUGCUGCUGGAGGACACCGGUGCCACCACCUCCACCUCUUUUUUCCAUCGCCGCAAACGGAAACCUGUCUCCCUGUUCAAGCAGAGGGAAAUGAGGGGAUGGUGGCCCUGCAUCGUCUUUGAGAAAGACAAGCCUCGCGUGUCGGGCAAGGUGGAAAUGUCCUUGGAGCUGCUGACAGAAAAGGAGGCUGAAGAGCGGCCAGCUGGGAAAGGAAGAGAGGAGCCCAACAUGAACCCAGUUCUGAAGCCACCAGAGAGGCCGGAGACCUCUUUCCUGUGGUUUACAGCCCCGCUGAAGAGCAUCCACUUCGUUGUGUGGCAGAAGAGCAAAUGGAAGCUCUUGAUUUUCCUUUGCUGUGUGCUGGUGAUUCUGCUGUUCGCAGCCUUCAUCUACGCAGCUCCUGGCUACCUGGCAAUGAAGAUAAUCAAUCCGAUGGGAGGGAGACGCUCCAUAAUAUACCAAAUGCCUCCAAAUAAGAAGGAAACUCUUGAGAGGCCACCUGAAGAAGCUCCUGAAACACUGCCUCCAGUUGCUGAGAGACCACUCCCAGCUCCCAAUAAGUUGCCACCCACUCCCCAAAAUCUACUCACAACUCCUGAGGAAACACCCACUACUCUCAAACCUCCCACUACCAAGAAACCACCUAAAGCUCCCAAGAAACCACCCAAAACUCCCAAGGAAUCACCUCCAGUUCCCAAAAAACCAACUCCAGCUCCCAAGAAACCACCCAAAACUCCCAAGAAACCACCUCCAGUUCCCAAAAAAUCAACUCCAGCUCCCAAGAAACCACCCAAAGCUCCCAAGAAACCACCCAAAACUCCCAAGAAACCACCUCCGGUUCCCAAAAAAUCAACUCCAGCUCCCAAGAAACCACCCAAAGCUCCCAAGAAAUCACCCAAGGCUCCCAAGGAAUCACCUCUAGUUCCCAAAAAAUCAACUCCAACUCCCAAGAAACCACCCAAAGCUCCCAAGAAAUCACCCAAGGCUCCCAAGAAACUACCCAAAGCUCCCAAAAAAUCACCUCCAGUUCCCAAAAAAUCACCUCCAGUUCCCAAGAAACCACCCAAAGCUCCCAAGAAACCACCCAAAACUCCCAAGGAAUCACCUCUAGUUCCCAAAAAAUCAACUCCAGCUCCCAAGAAACCACCCAAAGCUCCCAAGAAAUCACCCAAGGCUCCCAAGAAACUACCCAAAGCUCCCAAGAAACCACCCAAAGCUCCCCAAAAAUCACCUGCAGUUCCCACGAAACCACCCAAAGCUCCCAAGAAGCAACCAUCCACUCCCAAGAAGCCACCACUGAUUCGCAAAAAAAGACGCACCUGGUAGUUAGCUGCAGUGGAAGCAAAUUAUGUCUCCAAAUGCUGUUGCUUAUAAUGUCUUGCACCAGAGGACCACUCUGUUCAUGCUCCAUCUUGCCUCCAGGUAUCUGGCAAAAAUGGAGCAUAGCUGCUUCUAAAUCGUAAGCCUACAUCAGACAAUCCUCACCUAAUCUUUGCCUUCCUACAAUUAUGAAGGCCUUCUGAUCCCAACCACAAAUUUACAGCAGCAUCACUGAAUAAAACUAGCUUGGGGUGGGGAAGCAGGGGGUAAAGUACCACUGUAGAAACAGACUAUCCAAACAGACUUAUGUUCAAUUCCCGCCCAUCCAUCACCAUAUAUUUUAGCACAUUUCACUCUCACAGACUAUAAUAUUCCCAUUAAAAAAAUAAAAGUUAAGCCCUAAGUCUCGCUGCUUCUAGAAGUGGGAUUGUUGGUAUUUGCUGAGCAAUCCUGUGGGGUGUGGAACUGGCUUGGGCGGGGCUGCACUCCCCCUAAAGGGUCAGGCAAGCAGCUUGCGGUGGGGGGGGGUCAUUGGCUUGGCACACUUUGGGGUGGAGCAACAUCUUCAGCCAUGUCUUGCUAACAUUUGUGGCCUUACUAAAGAGAAGGCAUGCCUUGCCUCAGUGAUACAGGAUGGGGUUAGAUUACUGCAAUGAGCUUCACAUGGAGUAACCCUUGAAGACAGUUCAGAAACUUUAUUUGGUGGCAUAUGUGGGAGCUAAAAUGCUUGGAUCACACGGGACCUGUUUGCACCAGUUAUGUUGCUUACCUAUUUGCUUCUGACCCCAGUUUAAGGUGUUGCCACUGACCUUUAAACCUUAGUUUGGGACCAGGUUAUCUGAAGGGUCCUCUGCACUCAUAAAAACCUGCCUGAGACAUCCUCCUGCCUGAGGUGAAAGUCCAUACAUGCCUCAUUCCAGUAGCUGACUUUUCCUUCAAUAUUGGUGUC
Podarcis muralis (Common wall lizard) is the source of this 7627-nucleotide messenger RNA. Lineage: Eukaryota; Metazoa; Chordata; Lepidosauria; Squamata; Lacertidae. The record is from RefSeq and is a predicted model, not a curated record.